GCGUCAGUUCGCGUCGUCUGCUUGCUUUGACAGCUUACAAUACGUUCGUGUUGUUCGUCUUUUUUGUUCAUUCAAAUCUUUCCUUAGAAUUAUUUGUCAAUGAUAAAUAAAAACAUAUAUCGUUUAUUUAUAAUUUCAUAGUAUUUUUAAAUUUGUUGAAAAUAAUUUCAAACAUAUUGUAUACGUGAAGUAAAAGAUAUAAAAAAAAGCAAGGAUACAGUUGUGUGUUCAGUAAUAGAGUAGUAGCAUUGUCGUCUGCUUGUUGAUAAAAGCGCAUGAUCGGUGAUCAGUCGAGUGUCGAAUGACAUGGCGUACGGGUGUGGAUAUCGAAUAGUCGUCAUGUCGCUCAACGUUUAUUAUCCGUGAAUAUAUUCAAUGAAAAUGAACAGUAAUAGAUUAAAAUUCGAAUAACAUGAAUGCAAGGUUCGAUGUUAUCGUGAUAUAUAUUCUCGAUGAUGGAGGCAGAAGUUAGAGUCUGAUAUUGACGUUCUUCAAGUAUUUUCUACUAAAAUAUCAUAGGUUGCAAAUUGUUAUGAGUUCGGUAUGCAAGACGAAUGACGUGAAUCUAAUACACCAAUGUGCAAGCGAUUGUCAACCUGUGAAUUUCGUAAUAAUAUAUCUACAUACAUAUAAGGAAGGCUCUACAUAUAACUGAGUUCAAUAAAGUCAAUGUUUCAUUCAAAUUGUCACGUUAUGCAAGUAUAGAUGAUGCUAUUUAUUAUACAACUUGAAAUAUCUAAGUCCAUAAAGAUGGUUCCUUAAUAAUUAUAUUAAAACACUAUAAACAGGCUGUUUUGAAAUAUUCUAUAAAAAAAAAGAAGUUGGUAUAACCUAUGAAUGUUUAAGACCUAAUAGUUGAUAUAAUCUCUAGUCAAAAGCAGUCAGAAGAUAAAGUUGUAUAUCGAUGUUAAAAAUGUGAUCAUUUUUUGGCAUAUUUGUUUCUAAUCAAUUUAUUCUAUGAUAUAUAAUAGUAUUUCAUGUAAAUAGACAAGUUACUAUUAUACGAUUGUAUAUCCAGUUUGUUUACGAGAAAUAUUACGAUAUAUAUUAACGAAUAUAUAUGCGAUACAAUAAAACCGAGUAUCCAUGGAAUACUUGAAAUAAAAGAAGGAGUAUUAUAAAGACGUAACUGAAGCCAAAAGAACUGAGUUUACAAAUAUAUGGAAAUUCCAAAUGACUUAAUAAAUAUCUAGACUGUUUUUAGAAAGCACCUUGCAGUAAAUGGUAUUAAUAGAUAAAUCAUUUUUCAUUGGAAGCUUGGAUUAUUGACUAUUUAUAUAUGUGAUGCUUCUACCAAAAUAUUAUAAGAUACCAUUAUUAUAUUAAUGAUGGAUUAAUAACUUAUUAGUCACUGCAUUAGAUAAUAAUAUUAUGGAGCAGUGUAGAGGAAAUGAUACCCCUAGCAUAUCCAAUGCAACUAAGGCAGAUAUAUCACCUAAAUCAAAACAAAAGAAAAAAUCUCUAUGUCAGAUGCUUAUGAAUAAAAAGACUAGAGUUGGUUGUUUGGAAACGUCUUACAAGGAUAGCGAUUCCAACAAGAAUUCUAAAGCCGAUAACUCCCAGCACGAAUCUCAUACCAGCACAAAAUUGUCUUUAUGUUGUGCAAUGACUGAACGCAGUAGAACUCCACCUCAAAGUUUAACCGCCAGUAGAUUGUCUCCUACAACAUUAAGCAGGACAUCCGUAAAGUCUGAAGUAGCUUCCAUUAAUGGUAAAUGUCUAACAGAUGUAUUAGUCGAAAAACAAGAAGUGUAUUCGACGUAUGGCGAUCAGGAAGCUCAAGAGAAUAAUACAAGUAAAACAGUUAUUAUGCGAGAAAAGGAGCAGCGCAAGAGUACUUAUACAGAAGAGUCCACGGAAGAUGAAAUCGAGGAAUCUUCAGAUGAUGAAAAUAUACAAAUGAUUUAUGCAGAAAGGGAUCACAAAUAUAUAAAGGAUGACUAUUUCACUAAGGGGAAGUAUAUUACUUAUUUCUUCCUGGAAAUGGAAAGGCAAUUCUACGAUCCUUCAGAUGUUUACAGUAUGGUUAAUUACCAUGAUUGUAACUGUUGUGAAAAACCAGAACGCAAAGAUGAAAAUUCUUCUUCUGGAUCAAUGUCUCCGAUCUCUAUGCAGUUAAGACAAAGAUUACUCCACAGAAGAUCUGCUGAUAAUUUAGUAAUUAAUUCUCCGACAAAUUCUAUGCGACAUUCUAGUCCGGAAUCUGUGAAAAGUGUACCUAUUCAACUUAAACCUCGCUCUACGUCACACGAUGCCUUGUCAAAGAAAAAAGAUCGUAAGCUGCCUACAGCAACUGGAGAAUCCACGGAUAGUUUGGCAAAACAGGCAUUACUUGCCGCACAAGUAUUAAAUUUAAUUCCUGCUCAUAAAGCUAGAGAAAGAAAUUUCCUUCAUGGAAGAAUAGCGGCUAAUUCAUUGUUAGGUCCAGUGGAACUUGAAAAAGUAUUGCCAAAUCGCGAACUAAAAAUUUUCGUUGGAACGUGGAAUAUGAAUGGUCAAUCUCCGCCAAAAGAAUUAAAUGAUUUUAUGUUACCUUCGGACAUAGAAACUAUUCCUGAUAUGUUAGCAAUUGGAACUCAAGAAUCGUGCUCUGAGAGAAAUGAGUGGGAAGCUGCUUUGCAAGAAACAUUAGGACCUUCCCACGUUUUAUUAACUAGUACAGGUCUUGGAACGCUUCACUUGGCUCUUUUCUUGAGGAGAGAUCUCAUUUGGUUCUGCUCUGUACCCGAGGAAGAUAGUUUUUCUACUAGAACCGGAACAGCAUUUCGAACUAAAGGAGCUGUUGCCUUGGCUCUGAUGUUAUUUGGUACAAGUUUUCUUUUCGUUACGGCGCAUUUAACAGCUCAUCAGGAUAAAGUUAAAGAAAGAAUUAAUGAUAUUAAAAGAAUCAUUAGAAAUUUAGAUCUUCCCAAAGACUUACCUACAAGACAUAAAAGCAAAGAUGUUACUCAAAAUUUCGAUUGCAUAUUUUGGUGCGGAGAUUUAAAUUUUCGUUUAGCUCAACCGAGGGAGGAAGUAAUUCAGUGGGUUACAGACACCUGUUUCCCGCAACAAGUACCAGUUAAUUUACAAAAGGAUCAAUUAAAAACAAUACUUAAUGAAGGUGCAGUACUGCGUGGUUUUGAAGAAGCAUUAAUUAUGUUUCCCCCAACUUACAAAUAUGAUCCAGGCACACAAAACUUUGAUUCGAGCAGUAAACAACGUACCCCCGCAUACACGGAUAGAAUUCUUUUUAAGGGGAAAGGCCAUACAAGGGGAUAUAUUAGACGAGUUAGUCAUGAAAGUACUAGUUCGCAUAAAGACGGUGCUAUAGAGUGCUUAAUAUAUGAUUCUGUUCCAAGUAUUUGCACAUCCGAUCACAAGCCUGUAUGGGGCGUAUUUAAAACAACUAUAAGGCCUGGCAUUGAUACAAUACCUCUUGCUGCUGGUUUAUUUAAUCGCGAUGUAUACAUAGAAGGAAUUAAAAGACGUGCAGCUGCAAUGGAUGAAUCUCAAGGAACUUCUAAAGUGUGCUCGAUUCAAUAAUUAUGAAUACUAUUUAUAAAAUUGCCUAGCAAUUUAAUAAUACUAACAAAAAUUUUAAACUCAUAAAUCAUGGAUAUAUAAAAGAAAAACUUAUAUAGAAAUUACCAUGUCGCGCGCACACACACAAGCACACACGCAUACACAUGUACACACAGGUGAUAAUAUAAAAUUUCUUAUACAUUCUUUAGUUUUAUAUACAAAACUGUUUUGUAUCGAUAUCGAUCACAUUUUAAAAAAAGAAUUAUUAACCAAGAAUUGUUUAUAGACUAAUAUAUAUGUAAAUUACUAUCUAGUAAAAUGGCGCAAAUGAGAAUAUUCUAGUCACACACAAAAAUAUUCUAUAGCAUGUUUUUUUAUUAAAGUAAUAAUGUCGGAUCUGUGAAAUAUCGACAUAAUAUUUGGUGCUAAUAAUAUGAACAUUACAAAAAGUAGAACGGUAUAUAACGUGGCAUUUUUGGCCAUUCUUUGCCUAAUUUUUAUGUUACCGACAGAAAAUAAAAGAAAGAAAACCUAUUUUUAAAUAAUCGGUAUAUGGUUACAAGCAGUGUUCAAAGUUUUCUCUUAUUAUCCGUAACAUGGAUGCAAGUAUUAAAUUAUUUCUUGAGAUUAUGCAUCGUGAGGUAUUAUUAGAUUAUUUAUAGUAAUUUGAAAUAAAGAACGGAUUCAUUCUCAAUUGAUUCAUAUAGUAAUUAACAUUGCGAUUGAAAAUGACAUGGUACGUUUGUAAGUUGAUAAUAAUUUUUUUCUCAAAAUGUCUUAUUGUUUUCUUUUUGUUGGCUCCUUUGUUUUUAACUUUGUUACCAUCAUUAAGAGCAUUUUUUAUUACAUUGUUAUUUCUAUUAUGGUAACAAAUAUAUUGUAUUAUUUGAUAUAGCUUAAUAUACAGGGUCGAUGAUGUAUUUCAUUGGUAUAUAGAAUUAAUCGAUAAGUUCCAAAUGUCAAAGCGAUAUAUAAAGACAUAUUCCAAACAAUUUGUAAUUCACACUUAAAAAAUCCCAAAAAAGGACAAAAAAGAAAAGAAAAAAAAAUAAUCUGUAUUUAUUCUAUGUUGUAUUCUAUGUUUGAUUAAGUAUUUGCAUACAUAUAUAUAUAUAUAUAGCACAGAGUCUCUGGUAAGGAUAUAAUACAAAUCAUAUUAAUCAAAUUUUGUUAUUAUUUCCUGGAAGUAAGGAACAAUCAAAAUGAUAACAUAAUAAUAUAAAAUAAUAGUUAACGCUUCCAUGAUAUUGUUUUUAUAAUCUUUCCACAUCUAGCUGUUCUUACUUCUAGGUAUCGUUCUUUUCAAAUUAAUCUCACCGCAUAAUUAAUACUUAACACGUUGACAGCCGAGCGAAAUUUGUUGGUUUUCACACAACGCCGCAAUUGUCCCUUACAUAAUUGUGUAAGUUCAAACUGAUACAAAAUAAUAAUGCGCUGAACAAUGGCUGCCGGCGUGGUAGUCAAUGUGUUAAUAUAAUUUACAAUCUAUUAUUGUAAAAGACGAAUAGCAUUAUAAGUUAUACAAAGUUGUAUGCGCAUGCUAUAUCAAUAAUAUUUUACAGUAUUUGGUAGAAAGACUGUGUUAUACAAACUUUAUGUUAAGAAAAAAAAAGUUGGUCUCUCGUUAACUUAUUACAAGGAUAAGGAACUUUUAAAACUAUUCCAAAGAUAUUUAGUAAAGGAGGAUGCCUUCAUAGUAAUUUCAAAUUAUAAAAUAAUAGGAAAAUAUGUGUAUUUUCAUUUAUUAUUUAUUUUAUUUGACAAAUAAUUAUACAUACAUAUAUUUUUAUUAGCUUAGAUGCGAUAAUUAGUAUCGUUUAUAAUUAGUUACGAGCACCCGCGUAUAAAUCUUGCUAUUUAUCUCGCUGUUAUAAAAAUGGUUAUUCGAUUGCAACUUAAAUUUAGAUCGAUGUAGAAUAAUUGUCGCUUUUAUGUUGUCGAUAAACUAAUAAUAUUGAUGAAAAAUAUGGACCAUAGUUAAAAGUCUCAGGGCUUGUAACCGUACCAAAAUUUAAUAAAGGUUAACAAUUAUACCCAAAAUUAUUUUAAUCUUUAUUAAAGCACAUUCACAAAUUAUAUUAUGAUUUUGAUAUAAAAAUAACAUUAACAAAUUGAUCAUCAUAGUGUCAUUGAAUGCAUAUAUAUGUAUAUAUAUACAUAUACAUAUACGCUUAAUUUAUUCAUUCAAGUAAAAUAAUCAAUAAACAUCUGACAAUAAAAAUCUAGUUUCGUUAGAUUUCAUUUUUAACACACAAAAUAUAUUACAUUUAUAACAAAUUUUUAAAACUAAAACUAUAUAAAUAAAUAAAUAAAAAUAUCAAGAAGUACAAAUCUUGAUAUUACACUUUUGCGGCAAAAGUAUUCAAAAAAAAUGAAUAUGGAAAAGAAAAAUCUGGACCAACAAUAGAUAUAGUGUUUUUUGUUUGCGUCGAGUAAAAAUAAAAUACACUUUCCAAGCAUUAUAAUAAUGCGUUUAAACGUAUAGAAGGUUUGUAAAAACCUGUUUGAAGAUCGAUAUCAUAAAUGUUUACAUAAUUGAUAGAUAGGAUAAUAUAAUCUAAAAGUCAUAUGCAUAUAUGUCAUAUAUAUAUAUACACAUAUGUCACUUAUGAAGUGUAAAUCGUGACAAUGUAAAUUUCUAAUUACAUAGAAAACGAUUUUCUCGUUUGGCAUGGUUACAAAUCCUGCGAUAAAUUACUGAAUAAAUCACUCAUAUAUUGAUGGAA
Polistes canadensis is the source of this 6230-nucleotide messenger RNA. It is a transcript of the gene INPP5E, whose product is annotated as 72 kDa inositol polyphosphate 5-phosphatase. Gene Ontology annotation, molecular function: phosphatase activity. Lineage: Eukaryota; Metazoa; Arthropoda; Insecta; Hymenoptera; Vespidae. Gene Ontology annotation, biological process: phosphatidylinositol dephosphorylation. The record is from RefSeq and is a predicted model, not a curated record. The coding region runs from base 1372 to 3525 and encodes 717 amino acids. The transcript is spliced from 6 exons.